Helicoverpa zea (corn earworm) is the source of this 2884-nucleotide messenger RNA. RefSeq names its product protein D3-like. The record is from RefSeq and is a predicted model, not a curated record. NCBI's taxonomy places the organism in Eukaryota, Metazoa, Arthropoda, Insecta, Lepidoptera, Noctuidae. The transcript is spliced from 4 exons. Bases 165 to 854 code for a protein of 229 amino acids.
CCACGUGUAAGCAGAUGCCCCUAUUCGAGAGAUAAAUAAAAUAGCAGUGUAAAUCACAGAACCGUGAUUUAUCUACUGAAAUAAAUAAUUAUCUACAUAUAUUUAUCUCCGUAUAAGAAUAAACAAGUUUCUGCGAAGUAGUUCAUAUAUAUUUUGCUAACAAGAUGGCUCGGUUGUGUUGUACAGUUUUAGUUAUUUGCGUGAAUAGUUUCGUGGUCAGUCGAGUUUCGGGGACUGUGGCAGAAUCCUUUUUUCAUAAUGAUAUAGUUCCCGAUGUGUUGUCUGUGUCACCUACAGGAUAUAUGACUGUGGUGUACCCCGAUGGCGUAGAAGUGAAGGAAGGCAACGUGCUGAAUCCUAGCCAGGUGAAAGAUAUCCCCACUGUGUCAUGGGACAUCACGCUCGGCAGAAUGUACACUGUCGUCAUGAUUGACCCCGACGCGCCUUCCCGCUUGGAGCCAACAGACCGCGAGUACCUCCACUGGCUCAUGGUGAAUGUUCCCGGAGACAACUUGAAGUAUGCUGACACUAUAGCGGAGUAUGUCGGAGCAGGACCUCCACAGGACACUGGGUUACAUCGCUAUGUGUUCUUGGUUUACCAGCAGCCGUUUAGAGCUGUGUUCAAUGAGACUGUACUUAGUAAUAGAUCCUCAGCGAACCGUACAUCGUUCUCAGUGAGCGAUUUCGCCGAGAAGUACAAACUAGGCGACCCAGUAGCCGGCAACUUCUUCCAAGCAGAGUAUGAUGACUACGUGCCCAUUCUGCAGGAGCAAUUGAGAAGUGCUGCUCAGGUGUUGGGAUCAAAUAUGGCGUUAUUUGUUUGUAUUUUGAUGUGUUUGCUAAGACUCAUGUAAAAACUAGUUAGGCAUAAUUGAGUGCUGUUAAGACUUGAACGAUUGCUGUGCUGAACGUUGUUUUGAUUUUGCUAAUUAUGUAAUCCCUGAGAGGUUUUCGUUGUGUUAUAUAGAAAAGCAGAGGCGGCGUUAGGCGUGGGCGACGUGGGCCACCGCCUACGGCCUCGCGGUACAAGGGGCCUCGCGCCUCGAAAUUUUUUAAAGCGAGAAUUAUAUAAAAUAAAAGAUAUAAAUCAAUUUUGUUGUAAAACAUGUUUUCUUAGUCUGGCAACAUUUGCCGCCGACCAGAGUGCGGGGUAUCCCUGGUUUUAUUUGUUUACUUUCUUUACUAACAAUCUUUAAAACCACCAACCAAGUCAAUUCUUAGCCUGUAAAAAUAAUAAACAUGGGAUUGCUUGCGUUAUAUGGAAGUUUAACCUUGUAAAAUGUCAAAUAGACAAGCAAAUUUGCUGCAGACGUCAAAGAAAAAAAAAGCGCUCAUUCGCUCGCGGUUUCUUCUUUAUUUCUAAUUUAUUCUACGUUUACUUUUAGAGUUCUCAAUUUAACAAAAAGUUGGAGCACUGAAGAAACACAGCUGACUGUCGAUCCAGUCACGGUUUCUUUUAAUUUGUGUUUAAUUCCGCGUUAAAUUUGAGAAAUUCUCGAACAAACACUACUUUUAUGUCCCAAAACUCAAAAAUGUUCGUGCUCGCUUCGCUCGCGAUUUCUUUACUUUGCAAUUGUUCUCAUUGUCAGUGUCAACAUUUUUUAGUCUACCCUAGCAAAAAGGUAGCGUCGUUUUUAAGUCCUUUUAUUAAUAAGAAAGUAACUUAUAGUUUCCAUAUGAACUUUCUUAUUUACGGAACUACUUUAAGUCCCAAAAUUCUAAUACAUAGGCGUCAACAAAGAGUUACACGUGCGUUUGGGCUUCAUUUUAAGUAUUUUUUUUUUGAGUUCUAUAAUAUUACAACAAAUAAUAUUACACUAACCAGCAAUAACUUAUGUACGAUUGGGCUACAUUUUACGUAAUUUUUGCUUUGACUUGUUAACUAUAAAAAAAAUCCGCGCUCGCUUCGCUCGCACAAUCGGUAACUGCAUGUGUCUCUGUUUUUCCCAUGGGUUUGAAUUGCAGUUGGAGGGCGCCGUAGAAAUCUCGCCCAGAGCGCUGGUACAGUUAAAACCGGCACUAAAUAGAAACGUAUAAUUGUGUUAUUAUUGAAUAACACAAUUAUACGCUAGUCAAUACUAGCUUCUGCCAGCGACUGUAUUUUUAUGAAUAAAAACUUGGCAGUGUUGUUUUGUUUGUUUUUAUUAUUUUAAAGAAUCCGUCUUCAGGUCGCCAUAGAACAGGGCCUCGCGAAAUCUGUCUUGCCCACAUCAAAUUUAGGUCUUGCCCCGCCACUGUAGAAAAGCCAUACAAGUGUCUUAGGAAUUAAAUUGAAAAAGUAACGAUUUGUACUUAGAAUGAAAUCUUUAAAGUGUACAUUGAAGUGGAUAAAAAGUUCUUUUGAUUAUUAAUUAGGGACUCAGAUAAAUUCUCCAAAUUAUGGAUUCAGAAUUAACAGCAAUUUAAUGUAAAUAUGUAGGAUGUGUGAACGUGCAAAUGUUUACGUAGUUUUAAGUACAUAAUGUGAAUGUCAGACGAUAUGACGAUAUACCAUUUUUUAUAAUCAGCAUAAAGUAUGUCUUUAAUAAUCAGCGUUAAAUAAGUUCAUAAGCAUACUGUUUAUUAAUUUUACACAUAGUUCGUUUUAGAACAGUUAAAACAGAUCGCUUAUAAAUUAUAACGUUAAUUAGCAUUAAUUCUUGAUUUAGAAACCGGUCGGAUAUAUUUUGCUAUUUUAAAAACACAUAAUUUAAUGGUUUGUUUAAAAUAGGAACUAAUUCGACUUUAGAGAUGUGUUUUUCGACUAAUUAAUUGAAACACAAAUAUUUACGUAGGUACUUAUUUGUGUUUCGCGAAACUUUAGGUUUGAGAGAAAAACUGUGGCGCUUUUAAUGGCCACAUAAUGUGAUGAAAUACAUUUAUAUAAAUAAAAUUGAUAAAUUGA